GCAUUAACUGCUACACGUUCCUCAAUAUGCCCAAUGUCACAUGAAAGUUGUGCAUGUGGAAAGCUUUUUCGAUAAAUAUGUUCGCUCGCUGUGUUUACGGAAUGAUGUAUAUUAAUAUUUUGUUCUAAAAAAAGUUUGUUUUCAAAAACAUUGUAUCAUUAUGCUACUUCUACCCACAUAGUGACGUCACCGCUUUUGCAUAAGAUUAAUUAAACAGAAGCUUUGGGUACUUUAUCGAUGCAUUAACCUGUUUGUAAUUUAGUUACAACCGUUAGUUUGUUACAUUUUGCAGCGACAUUGCACAAACGAACUUCUACGAAACAAUAAAUUGAACUAUAUACUUUCCAGAAAUCGUUCUGAAAUUAUCCUACAAAAAUAAAUUUAAUAAAACAAGUAACGUGUGUGCGUAAAUUUUUGGCAGCAAUUUUUGGUGGGAUUAGACAGCGUUUGGCAGUGAAGUAGAUGAUAAGAUUUGGUAACAAUCCCGUGUGUGCCAUUAUCUUUGUGACUUGUGACAUAGACAAAGCCCAAAUUGUCACACACAAGAUGAUCAAGCUGAGGUAUGAUCCCUAUUAUGGAAACAGGGUACUUUAUUACCCAGAAAGCAGAUACUACCACGACGACACGUUUGGAAGAUAUUGGUCACCAAAAUUCGCAUUUUCCAGACUUCCGAGAUAUUGGCCCAUUUAUAUGAUAGAUCUAUGGCCCACGGAGCAUCACAUGAGACAAAUCAGGUUGAACAUAGUAAAAAGUACGUACAAAACUUGGUCGAAAGUUUUCCUACUUAGCAACAAUAGUAUCACUUCUGUAAUAACUAUGACGCUCAAAAUAAGAAAAUAAAUAGACGUCUAAGUGAAAAAAUCUUCAAUUACGUAUUUACGUUCCACUCGGGAGAUUUACUCUGUAAGUUAUCUAGUUGUA
Messenger RNA from Acanthoscelides obtectus, 921 nucleotides. NCBI's taxonomy places the organism in Eukaryota, Metazoa, Arthropoda, Insecta, Coleoptera, Chrysomelidae. The record is from the annotation of a GenBank genome assembly.